AUGGCAUCUUGGGAAGGGGAAGUAAUAUCGACGUUAGGGAAGAGUUGCGACAGAACCUCCUGGUCAACGUCGUCUGGAAGGGAUACCGAGAACGGGUGUGCGUCAUCGUGGGAUGGCCCAGCCUCAUCAUCGUGGUCCACCGUCACAGCCUUCGACUUUCUCCUAGUCUUCAUCAUGGGAAGCAGUAGUCGCCAAGGGAUUCGAGCUGGCCGGGGCGAACAGCGAGCUCAAAGAAAUUCAAUGAAAGCGUGGCUCAAUGGGCUGGCAGAGUUCUUCAAUUCUGUCACUGGUGGUUCAUCCCUGAUCCCCACAUACCGCGUUCUCGAUGGUGGAGGAAAUGUUAUACCUGGCGCGGAACUUCCGCAGAUUGAUAAAGCCUUUGCUCAUCGGUUAUACGAAAACAUGCAACUGCUCCCUACUCUCGACACAGUGCUUUACAACGUGCAACGACAGGGAAAGAUAUCUUUUUACUAUGGAGAAGAAGCGACAAUUAUAGGUUCCGCUGCAGCCCUUGAGAUGGACGAUGAAAUCCUAGGUCAGUAUAGGGAAAUGGGUGUCCUGCUUUGGCGAGGGUUUGCCAUCGACGACGUAAUGGCCCAGUGUUUUGGUAACGAGGAAGAUGGGUCCGGGAAGGGAAGACAAAUGCCGGUCCAUUUUGGCUCGCCUAAACAUCACUUUCACACAAUCUCAUCGCCGUUAGCCACACAAAUACCCCAGGCGGCCGGUGUGGGGUAUGCUCUGAAGCGCACACCAGACCGCCGUUCACGAUCAAUCGCUGCUUGUUAUUUCGGAGAGGGCGCCGCGUCAGAAGGAGAUUUUCAUGCUGGGCUCAUGCUGGCUUCUACAAUACCCUCGCCCACGUUAUUUAUAGCACGCAAUAAUGGGUUUGCGAUCAGCACGCCAAGCACCGAGCAAUACAAUGGAGAUGGGAUCGCAAGCCGAGGCCCGGGGUACGGAAUCGAUACUGUGAGAGUAGACGGAAACGACGUUCUCGCCGUUCUUGCCGCUAUUCGUGAAGCUCGAAAGAGGUGCUUGGAACAAGGCCGUGCGGUCUUGGUGGAAGCUAUGAGCUAUCGAGUCAGCCAUCAUUCAACUUCGGACGACUCGUUUGCCUAUCGACCGCGCACCGAGGUCGAGGAUCGGAAAAAGGUCGACAACCCCAUCAUGCGAUUCCGCCUUUUUAUGGAAUCUCAAGGAUGGUGGAACGCGGACGCCGAAACCGAGCUGAAGGCUCGUCUCAAAGAGGACGUCAUGAAAGCCUUCAAGAGGGCGGAAACGCUUAAACGAGCUGAACUAAGCGAGUUGUUUACCGACGUGUAUGGUGGAGAGCAACCAUGGCAUCUUAAGGAGCAAAGGGCGGAACUCGCCGGUUUGUUGAGGAAGUAUGGAAGUACCUACGAACCGUGGCGAAAGGAGCUGGCAAAGUUCAAAAACAACGGCCGAGAUUUGCUCGAUUAG
Molecule: messenger RNA, 1458 nt
Organism: Laccaria bicolor S238N-H82
Lineage: Eukaryota; Fungi; Basidiomycota; Agaricomycetes; Agaricales; Hydnangiaceae
Exons: 9
Coding region: 1-1458 (485 amino acids)
Biological process (GO): branched-chain amino acid catabolic process
Molecular function (GO): oxidoreductase activity, acting on the aldehyde or oxo group of donors, disulfide as acceptor
Source: RefSeq, a predicted model, not a curated record